Messenger RNA from Lates calcarifer (barramundi perch), 1609 nucleotides. RefSeq names its product coagulation factor IIIa (gene f3a). Lineage: Eukaryota; Metazoa; Chordata; Actinopteri; Centropomidae. Gene Ontology annotation, molecular function: protein binding. The record is from RefSeq and is a predicted model, not a curated record. The coding region runs from base 150 to 1019 and encodes 289 amino acids. The transcript is spliced from 6 exons. Gene Ontology annotation, cellular component: membrane. Gene Ontology annotation, biological process: blood coagulation.
AAACCAGUCAGACUGAAGCGAAACGAAGGGAUUCAUACCCAACACACAGUGGUCCCUAAAGGUUACUGUUAUCAAGGGAGCGAACGCUCAAUCUGUUUUAUCUGUCAGAUACUCUUUAUUUGGACUGUAUUAGAGGAACUUAACCCGCGAUGGUGGCAGUAAGAGUACCAGCAGCUCUUCUCAUCGUCUUCUUUCUCCCCAUGUUCUCUGCUACAGACUUGUAUCCCAAAGCGCAGAAUGUCACUUGGAAAUCCACCAACUUUAAAACUAUUUUGUCCUGGGAGCCGAAACCAUCAGCUGAUUACUCCUACACCGUGGAGUUCUCUACGCUUAGUGGGAACAAACAAAGGACCCCUCACUGUAUCCGGUCCUCAGGGACAAUGUGUGAUCUGUCCAACUCCCUGACUGACCUGCGUGCCGACUACAUAGCUGACGUCCUGUCUGAACCCCCGCUGGGGGUCACCUCUGACAUUAUUGAGUUCCCCUACACAAGCUCGCCACGAUUCUGUCCCUACAAAGACACUGAGAUAGGCAGACCUGACUUUAAGCUGGAGGUGAGCGGAGACAAAAAGAAAACCACCCUGUAUGUGACUGACCCACUCACCGCAGUGUUCAAAGAUGGCCGCCAGCUGAACAUAAGGGACAUUUUCUCUGACGAGCUGCAGUAUAAAGUCACCUACAGGAGAAAUAAGAGCACCGGCAAGAAAGUGGUUAUCUCUAAGACCAACGAGAUAGUGCUGACUGACCUGGACCGAGGGGAGAGCUACUGCUUCAACGUCCAGGCCUACAUCCCCAGCCGCGUUGGUGACAAGCAGCUGGGAGAGCUGAGCCAGACCCAGUGCUCCAAAGACGACAACCAGUCCAUCUUUGAAAUGUAUUCUGUGGGCGUGAUUGCCGCUGCCAUUUUCCUCAUCCUGCUGCUGAUUGGCAUAAUCAUUGCUGUCACAGUGGUCUGCUGCAAGCGCAGGCAGAAUGCUCUGAAAAGUGGAAAAGAAGGAAUGCCACUCAACGAUGUAUAGAGUUUGUGCUUCAGCACAAACACACACACUCCCGUACUUACUGUGGGAACAUGCGGUACAGCUGAACUGGACUUAGAUCUACAGUAGUUCAACAUUCCACUGUCAAACACUGGAAUCAAUCCUUCCUUUAGUUUCUGUGAAACUGCCCCUGAAUAUUUCAGAAAUAUUUUGUUCUUCCUUUAUCAUUUAAUGCUGCAGAAAAAGAGACUUUAGGAAAACACUGUUCGAACACUCCUACUGUACACAUUAGUCAUCAUGCUGUAAUAUUCCAUUCCUUGUCUUUGAUAUUUGGUGAGUGGUAUUUGUUUAGCUAAACACUACAGCUGAUUUUAUUUAUUAUUAUAUUAUAUAUCUGUAUUUUCUAACUUGAAAUGAGGGUGUUGGGGAGGCUGGUGAAAGCAACACUUUAUGGGAAAUCAAGACCUUGUAUAUACUAUUUUUGUAUCUGAUAUUUAACUUAUUGCGUUUGAUUGAAAUUAACAUAUUUGUAUAUGGUGCCAUUGGUAGCUCUUUUAUACUUCAGAUUGUUGCAGAUCAUUUUAUUAUUUGGUGCAAUAUUGAAGAAGUAAUAAAUAUUUUAAAGAAAACGA